Messenger RNA from Ornithorhynchus anatinus (platypus), 2575 nucleotides. It is a transcript of the gene POLR3G, whose product is annotated as RNA polymerase III subunit G. Gene Ontology annotation, biological process: transcription by RNA polymerase III; cell population proliferation. Bases 13 to 681 code for a protein of 222 amino acids. NCBI's taxonomy places the organism in Eukaryota, Metazoa, Chordata, Mammalia, Monotremata, Ornithorhynchidae. The record is from RefSeq and is a predicted model, not a curated record. The transcript is spliced from 7 exons. Gene Ontology annotation, cellular component: RNA polymerase III complex.
AGAUCCACCGCCAUGUCUAAGAAUAAAGGGAGAGGACGCGCUGCUUUGACCUUUAACAUCGAGGCUAUUGGUUUCUCAAAAGGUGAAAGGUUGCCUGAUGUUGUCUUGAAACCACCACCGCCAUUUCCUGACACCGAUUACAAGCCAGCGCCACUAAAAACAGGAGACGAUGAAGACUACAUGUUGGCCUUAAAGCAGGAGUUUAGGGAAACUAUGAGAAGAAUGCCUUAUUUUAUUGACAAAGAAAAAAAUCAAGAAAUUGAAAGAUACAGUAGAAGGUAUCAGAAGGAUUUCAAGCAAGAGGGUAUAGAAUGGAUACCAGAUUGGAGAAGACUGCCAAAAGAGAUGAUGCCAAGGAGAAGACCCCAAAAAGCAGGGCCAAAAUCCAAAAAGGCAAAACCUUCAAGAGAAGUCACUGCGCUCACUGGUACUACGGAUGUGUUGAAAAAAAUUGAGGAGCUGGAAAAGAAAGGUGAUGGGGAAAAAUCUGAUGAAGAAACCGAAGAGAGAGGAGUCAAAGAGAAAAGGAAAGAAGAUGAUGAUGAUGAAGACGGUGCUGAACCAGAAGAGUAUGAUGAGGAAGAAUAUGAAGAGGAAAAUGACUACAUUGCAUCCUAUUUCGAAGAUGGAGACGAUUUUGGGGCAGAGAGUGAUGAUAACAUGGAUGAAGCCACCUACUAGUUCUAUGUGUUUACAUUAUUUUAUUUAUUACAUGACUCCUAUUUAAGCCAAUCCCUUCUGUUUUCUUUCUAAAGAAGAAUGAGUAGGUACUCUCAGUCCUUCAGUAACAAGUUUUCACUAGGCAUUUUGGAUAGAACAGUCGUAAGGAAUUAAGGCACGUUCUUUCAACCGCACUCGGCUCAUUGGGUAGAACGCAGUGCAGUGUUGGAAGACGUGGUUGUUAGCAUGUGGAUGGUGACAUUCAAGGCAUGGGAAACUUAACACAGGUUUUCUCUGAAUCUGGGUUCUUCCACUUUCUCUAUACCGUCUUGAAAAACUGACUUUGGAUGCGGAGGACACCACAGUCACUUUGAGCAUAGGUUACAGUAACAGUUUACAAUUCAGUUUCUAAAUUACUCCACGGAAAUCUCCCCUCCUGUCCUCUGCUCCAUUCAAAGAGAUUUUAUAAGUCCACAUUGAUUAAAAUGUGCCUAAGCAAGAUUUGCACUUCUCUCUCAGCCUAUGCAUUAUUACUUGAACACAAGUUGCUCUUUUUCAUUUGCUGUGGAAGGUUUCUAUAACCUGGAAACUGGUAUUUCACAGCACAUGUAGCACUUUAAAAACCAAGGAACUUGAAAAGAAUUAUUACUUGAGUAAAUUCUCAGAUCAGGGAGAAAUGUAUUGAUUCUCUUGCGUUUGUUCUGUUGAAUGGUGUACGGAUUCUGUUACAGAUGUAUAAUUUUAUGUGUGUGAAUGUGUACCAGGUUGCUUCUUGUAAAUCUUCCAAUUAGAAAGUUGUUGAAUUCAGUAAAAACUUUAUAUGUUAAGGAAGAUUUAUUGAAUGGUGAAUAAGAAUUCAACCUACAUGGAACUGUGAUCACUUCUGGACCUCCAAUCAAUAGCAGGCAUAUUUGAGUGUGGAUGAAGGAACCAUUCGGUGACUUAAAAAUGCCUGAGAAUUAUUUUAUGUUCUACCGAAGAAACUUACUGAGACUAAUCUGUGAAUGCAAAGGAACCCUGGGAAAAUUGCCUUAUCCCACUAUUCUGUUGUGACUCAGAAAACAUUCAGCCUUGCACAGGGAGGUUUGGAAAAUCAAUAUAGUUAUUUUAAGAAACACCUUAUCUGGGAGUGAACUAUAAAGGCAAAUGGAGAUGCUCUCAUCAGGGAUCAUUCGUACGGGAAGAGUCUCUUUUCUCAUGGUGGAGUGAUUGGAAGCCAAAUGUGGCAUGGUGAAUGUGGCUGAGCACAAAAUAUGUUGAGUUGUUUGUAAUGCAUGAAAAUUGGGAAGAAUAUUUGGGGUAAUUCGGUAAGGGAGGGAAUUCUAUGGGAUUAGCUCUUCAAAUUUGUUUUUCAUAUUUCUGGAAUACACAUAUGCCAAACAUCUCUUUGCUAUCUUAACUCACAUAUUGUGUGAUCAAAAUAAUCUUCAAUCCAUGGACCACUCAUUGGAUCCUACAGGUUCGGCUUGAACUUGGGCCGAGCAAAGCAGUACCUGAUCUGUGCUUUUCCCUCGGGUUAUUUUUCUCUGGUGGCUGCUCUGCCAGUAUGCCAGUUAUGCAGUGCUUUCACUGUUCUCUGGCUUUAAAACCUUUUCUGUCUUGGUUUUGGAUAGUGCCAGGCCGAUGAAGCAAGAGAGUCUAUUUUGCUUUGAGCUGUAUUGCUACUUCUUGGCAUGGCUGUAAGUUUUGUGGAUUCAAGAAAAAGUAUGAAAUUAUGAGAGAAUGAUUAUGAAAUGCUGCAGGAUAGUCACAGUGAGGAGCGUGCUUGGAAUGCAAACUCUUUGGAGUGUCUAAGUCUUAAUUGCUAUCAUGUAUUGGAGACUAAAUUGAAUACCUUGAGUUGGCUGUAUUUUUGUGUAUUUCAAAGAAGUAUUUGCUAUUUUUUCUGUCAAAUUAAAUUUUCUGAUAAGCAAAA